Plenodomus lingam JN3 is the source of this 2052-nucleotide messenger RNA. RefSeq lists its product as uncharacterized. NCBI's taxonomy places the organism in Eukaryota, Fungi, Ascomycota, Dothideomycetes, Pleosporales, Leptosphaeriaceae. Gene Ontology annotation, molecular function: protein binding. The record is from RefSeq and is a predicted model, not a curated record.
AUGAGUAUGAACGCUCGUCGAGAGAGUUGGGCACGCGUGGCUGCAGGAAGCACAGGCAAUAGCACUCAGGCCUUCCAAGCGCCGAGCAGAUCCGGGGCCUUCUCCCACCUCGGCAUGAGCAGAUCCAUCCCCGACAACACCAGUCACCACCGCCACUCUCGCUCCACCGACGCGGAUAGCCACCACCAUAGCACGUCUGCAAGCUGGGGAAGGAGUGGCGCGCUGCCUUCCUAUGCUACACAGCCUGGUCAUUGGCAGUACCCCAGCGGAGGACUCGAUCAGGUCAUGCCGCUCUUCUUUGUGCCCUCGUAUCUGAAAGGGUCCAAGUACGCCGAGAGGCUCGAGGAGGCGCUCAAGGCGAAACUGGCGGAACACCGGGAAUCAAAGUCGACGCAUUCUUCCAACCCCGGUUCCUUGUCGACGAGCUCGAGCAGCAUCAAUCUACACAAAGCGGCUGCGUCGCAUCGCGGCCUAACACACGAGAUCAUUGAGCGCACGCCUGCGCUACCACAGGAUCCGAUAUCGCCAUGGCCGAUGAGAUGGAACGAUGGGGAUAAGUUCCCGCAGUUGGAAAUCGAAGAUGGCGGUAGAUUGGCCAAGUUUGCGGGCACACAGAAGACGCAUGAUGAGGCGGCGGCAGUGCGGACAGACUUUCCCAUGCCGAGGGAGUGUGGAAUAUAUUACUACGAGGUGACGAUAAUAUCAAAGGGCAAAGAUGGGAGGAUGAUCGGACUCGGUUUCUCAGGACCCAAGGUCGCCCUUAGUCGAAUACCGGGAUGGGAGCCAGACUCGUAUGCGUACCACGGCGAUGAUGGGCAGGUCUUUAGCAAUAGCACGACUGGCAAGGCCUAUGGUCCCAAGUUUGGAACUCUGGAUGUUAUCGGCUGUGGAAUCAACUUUCGGACGAAUACCGCCUUCUUCACCAAGAAUGGGCACAUGCUAGGUACCGCAUUCCGAGAUCUCAAGCCAAACAUGCAGUACUUUCCCACUGUCGGCAUGAAGAAGCCCAAUGAGACUGUCCGUGCAAACUUUGGCCAGGAGCCCUUUGCUUUUGAUAUCGACAAGAUGAUGCAAGACGAGAAGAUGGCAAUACAAGCAGAAAUCGCACGCUCGAAAUCGGCGUGGGAUGUUGCCAGAGAUGAAACGCCACUGAUCCAUCAGUUGGUCGCUCAGUACCUGGCACAUGAUGGUUAUGUCGAGACGGCGCGAGCUUUUUCAAACGAGAUUGUCGACGAAGCGAGAGCGUUGGCCAGCGAUGGGGAGGCGGAGAUUCCCUAUCUUGCGGCAGUCGAAGAUGUGGAUGCUAUACAUAGGCAAAAAAUCCGCACUGCCAUCCUGGAAGGAGACAUUGACAAAGCACUCAAACACACAACCGCUUACUAUCCUUCGGUACUCCGCGAAAACGAAAAAAUCUACUUCAAACUCCGGUGUCGAAAGUUCAUCGAGAUGAUCAGGCGCUGUAACGAACUCAACCCGCAGUCACACCAGUCAUCUGCGCAAUCAUCGAAACGUGGCGCAGACCCAGUGCCAAACAAACGAUACUCGACGACGACGGACGAAUACGACUUUGAAAUGGAACUCGACGAGCAACUCGGUGUACACAAUCCGCCGCCUAGCUGGGACCACAAAGACCAGGACCAAGACAACGACGACGACGAUGAUGAUGACGACGAAUUGGAAGACGAAGACGACGUCCAAGACAAGGAAGCACAGUGUCUCCAACUGACAGAGGAGACGAUCAAAUACGGCAUGGAGCUCAAAUCGGAAUUUGCAAACGAUCCCCGCCGGGAAAUUAAACGAGCGCUCGAAGACACAUUUGCACUUAUUGGCUAUGCGAAUCCACGGGAGAGCAGUCUAGCGCCUCUGUUGGAAGUCGCAGGCCGUGUCCCGGUCGCAGAGGAACUCAAUAGCGCUAUUCUUGUCUCCCUAGGUAAAUCCUCCUCCGCCGUCCUCGAACUCCUCCUCCAACAAACCGAGGCUCUGCUCUCCCUACUCGCCGAAGAUGGCGGCCCCGGCGCCUUUGUUAAUCUCCAACGCGACUUUUUGCAAUAG